This is a messenger RNA of Rhopilema esculentum, 3842 nucleotides long. RefSeq names its product cytosolic iron-sulfur assembly component 2B. Gene Ontology annotation, cellular component: cytosolic [4Fe-4S] assembly targeting complex. NCBI's taxonomy places the organism in Eukaryota, Metazoa, Cnidaria, Scyphozoa, Rhizostomeae, Rhizostomatidae. The record is from RefSeq and is a predicted model, not a curated record.
ACGAGGUCAGCGAUAGGGUUUCAAAAUGGCGUUACAAAACGCGAACCCUGUCAUUUAUGAUUGUCAGAAGGACAGAGAGAUAACACCAGAUGAGCGGAAUGACGAAGUAACAGACAAGAUUGACGAAAGAGAAAUAUUUGACAUAAUAAGGUCAAUAAAUGAUCCAGAACACCCACUGACUCUUGAAGAAUUAAAUGUUGUUGAUGAAUCAAACAUUGAAGUUGAUGAUGAUAACAACUAUGUCAAAGUGAUGUUCACCCCAACUAUACCCCACUGCAGCAUGGCAACAUUAAUUGGCCUUGCCAUUAGAGUUAUGCUGUUGAGAUCACUGCCAGAUAGAUUCAAGGUUGAUGUCCAGCUUACUCCAGGAUCCCAUGCCUCCGAGGCUGCAGUUAACAAGCAGCUUGCUGAUAAAGAGAGGGUUGCAGCAGCACUAGAGAACUCUAGCCUACUUGAUGUUGUCAAUCAAUGUUUGACACCAAAAGGAUGAACAACAUGUAUAUAAGAUGUAAGUUAUGAUAUUUGUUAAGUAAUUGUUCAGUUAUGGUAUUAAUUUUGUCGAAUAAAGCACUUUUGAAUGUAGAAAUAUUUGAAGUUCCUAUAACUCUUGUGCAAAAGGAAAAAUUGUUUCUUAUGUAUGAAUUUUCUUGGGCAGUUAGAAUUGGCAGUGUUAGGCAUACUCUGAAAAUUCCUGUCUGUGAUACUCCCUUUGAAAACAACUUUGUUCAAAGCAAGGGACUUUCUGCCAUAUAGGUCUAGGGGUGCUUUGUCAGGGAAUGUUCAAAUUUUCAGCAAACAAAGAAAUUCUCUCCCAAUUUGUCAGUAAAUUGUCCUGGAUACCCCACUAAAGCACAAUAGCUAGCAACCUCCCUGACCACAACCUACCUAUAAAAUGUUCAUAGUGAAGUAUUUUUAUUGUUGAAAGUAUGCCAGUAUUCAAGAAUUACAGAUUUCUAGAUGUUAUCUUGAAAUUAUCUCAAAAACUGGUAUCAGUUCAUAUUUCAAUAAUCCGAAAACAAAAAAGGGCCUAGCAGAAGAGAUGCAAGAAAAAAGCUCAUCCUUUUUCAGAAGACAUGGGAGAGAAGGACAGCAGGGUAUGGAAGUAUUUGGUGUACAGUAGAGAUCUAGUUUCAAGUUUUCUUUAGUCCUUUAUUCAGUUGGUGCAAUAAUCCACAAUCAGAAAGAAAUAUUUCUGGCAUUAGAUUUUGACAUUUGUGAGUGAUAUGGGUGGCAAGAUUUUAAACUAGGGGGAAUGACUAAAGUUUGGUUAGAGAUAUGCUGCCUCCUAAGACACAGAAGAGAUGCCUAUAUUUUAUACUUAUAUUUGAAAGUUCCAUGUCCCAGUUUAUACCAAUUUUUGAAACAUUAAAAAUUUUAUUUGGCAUCAUAUUUUACCAGUUUUUCAAAAUAUGAACAGGUCAUCACAAUGUUUUCUCUGUUGAAAAGUACCUUUUUCGUUCCUCUCACGAAAAUUCAGCUACAAAUCAACAUUAUUUUGCUGACACAUCAUUAGUCAAAGUGGACAUCAAUUGCAAUGCCUUAAUCAAAAUCCCAAAAAGACCAUUGUAUUUAAUUCUUCUUGUAAUAAAAAAAUUGGUACCCUUUCAGUACUGAUACCCCAAAUUCAAAUAUUUCUCAUGGACUCUAUCCUAUGUCUCCCAGGUAUCUAAGUGCCCCAAAACUUUCCAACCAAAAAAUAUUUGCAAAUUCUUUGAUUUUCCGAGAAAGUAUAUGUUUGUUGUUAGCAAAAUAGGUGGUUGUGUUAUUUCUAUCAAAAUCCCCACAGCUAGAGCAGGCCGCAUCCCAAUGAAACAAAAAAACUUAUGAAUAGCUAGCUGCCUCUGAUUGGCUGAGUGGCCAAAAUGUAAAAAUUCCUCCGAUUGGCUAAACAAAAUGUGUCAUUGUUUACCGAAAAAGUCUGCUGAUUUUUAGCUCGUUUGUCUCCCAAACAAGAUAUUUUUCACCAGCUACAGUUUAAACUUAAAAAAGAUAUGGAUACGGUAGAUAUGGCGACAAAUCUCACAUACUUGUGUAUAUUUUCUUUAUUUGCACAUGUUUUUCAAAAUUGAAUUUUAUGACAGAUUUAUAAAAAAAUUCUUGAACACGGGAGGUUAGAAUUGAAAUCGAGAGAACAGGAGAUGCUCUAUAAUCGGGGGACUCCCACCUGAAUCAGGAGGGUUGGAACCUUUGCCCCCAGGUCGGUUUCGAUUUUAUGGGAGUUUUUGAUGAGACCUUGGGAUACCCAAACAAUUUCCCAGAAUUGCAUGAGUGCACUGUAUGCACAUUUGAGUGGGCACUUAAUUUUGAAGAUUGUGACUCUUGAGUAUAGUGUGUGUAUGUUUUUCAAGGCAUUUUUCCUGUUGGUAUCAAUUUUACUUUCAGCGAAAUUCGAUGAUUGAAAGCUGAAAUACUAUUUAAAGAAAAAUCUAAAAGUUUUCAAGCACUGAAUUUUAAAACUUCUAGAACAUCACAAUCAGUUGCUGUAGUUCAAAUUACAAGGGUUUGGCAAGAAAACCAUUUAGUUUUGAAAUGUUGAAAAAGCUCUAAAAUAUGAUCUUCCUAAACGAUUGUCUCACAAGAAUGACUCUGUUUGUAUAUUUCAAUUCCUCAAUGCUCGUAAGGACUAAGCUACUACUUCAAAAAAUGUUAUUGUUAUGGUUUGUAAUGUUUUAAAAAAGAAGGAAUUAUUUAAUUUUUGCAGUGUUAACUCAAUUAAGAACGACACACUUAACUUCUUAUUGCAAACAAAAUUAGAAAAUCUUCAAAAACCACCCUCAAAACAAUAUUUCUCGGGGAUGCGGCUGUCGUAGAAUACGUAUUGGCGCCCGGGUAGCUCGCAAAACGGGGUUGUUCGAACACUCUCUUCUAUUCCUGACUCCAUGUAUUUCCUCUGUUUUGAUUUUAAACAAAAGAUUGCGUAGCUACUUCCUGUAGAGCUAGCCAAAACAAGAGAUGACAUUUCAAUUGGUUGUUUUGCGGUUGUCUCUUUUUCAACGGAAUUUCAAAGAUUCCAUAAACUUCUUUGAAAGGGGCCUAGAGUAUGUUUACGCUACAGCAUCGUCAAAGAAAUCAGGAGAAAACAAUCUCUUGAUACAGAUGAGGAUCAUAAUUUUUGUAAAGUUUAAAGAAUUUACAUUCAUUAAUCACAUGCUUGCAGGAGGAGUGAAAUUUUUGUGGUAGGAUUCUCAUAUGCCUGACACAUGUAUCGAAAACUCGAUUAAAAGUGACGGUAUUCAUUCACAGUAACAGAGAAUAUCAACCUUACGUAAUACCGGGCUGCAAAAAACAAGUUAUGUAUCAACUUUAGAUAUACACCGUUUCGAUUAUGGAUAAAGUAACCUUCGCUCUAGUUAAAGCACAGGCGGCCAACAAAGCCAAUGCUGAAAACAACAGACUUUCUAAUUUUCUAUCUGAAAAUGGUGAUUCAACUGGAGAGCAAGAAAGGGAAAAAGAGAAAAAGCGACUGCAAAAACUGCAACAAAAACGAGCCAAAGAAAGAGAGAAGAUAAGGAAGAAAUACCGUGAGAAAUACAAUCUUGAUCAGAGCAAAGACAAAAGAAUCCCAGCUCACCCUCAGAAAGACCGGUGCGGCGAUUUGCGAAAAUAUGGAUCAGAAGUUGUCGCUAAGAAAGAGCAGGAGAGCCGUUGUUCUACAAUGUAACGCAUUAGCUAAAGAAAAAAUGUAAUUCAGCCAGUCAGGCCACUGUAAUUAGCUGUUUUUGUCAAGAACGACCAUUUGAAAGAGGUUUUUCUUUAUAACUUUUUGGUUUGGUUACAAAUCAGAAACGAAUGGAUCUAUGUCUCCAGUGGUGGCUCCAGCCUGGGAUAAGUGGGGGGGGGGG